AUGUUGGAGAUCCCAGCUGAGCUGUCGGCCAGACUACGCAGCGCAGCAGGUGAGUACGAGCAGUGCUGGGAUUGGUGGAGAUGGGUUGAGGGCAGCUGGGAUUGGCUAAAACAUGUAUGUAGAUAAUAAUGCUAAUAUUUUGAUCUGUAAACACAGCAGUGGCAGGUAAAGGGUAUACUGUUCCUGGAUUGGACCCAGGACUGCCAUUAUUCUCUGGGGUCUUUUCUCUGUGUGUGAUUGUAAUUAUGUGUCCUUGCACCAGGGCGGCAGCAUGUCUCUGGGGUAACAGAGGUGGCGCCUCCACAGGUGAAAGCAGAACACACCCUCACCAUGCCCCUCGAUAUAGACUGCUACCCCUUCUCACGAUAUGCCAAAACUACACUGAAGGAUGGCUGGUGUCAGCCACAGGGCUACUCCCUCCAGCGACCUCUGACCUAUCUGGAGCCUGAGGACGCUUGCAUCGCUCUGGAGAUCUACAAACUGGUCAGUACUACACACACACACACACACACACACACACACACACACACACAAUAUCUCAUCUCUUUAACCCUUGUGUCUCUCCCCAGAUCCUGCGCUUUGCAGGGGAAAGUGAUCUGAGUGGCUGGCAGGAGCAGCUGUUGGGAAACUACAUCGUGGAGCAGGGCCUUACCAGACCCCCCCUGAGGGAUGAGAUCCUAGCCCAGAUAGCCUACACCACCUGGGGCAGGGAGUCAGAGGAGGGGUCCCUACGGAGCUGGUUGUUACUAGCCUGCUGCCUCAGUGCCUUCACCCCCUCCCCAGCCCUUGACAAACCCUUGCUCAAGUAAGUAGCUCAGUAGGCAAAAUCUGUUUUAAAGACGUAUUUUUUGUAAUUAUUGAAAAAUUGUGUUGUGUAGGGAUCGAGAUUUUUUGAAAUGUUUUUCUACACUACUUUUUAGCGACCAUAAAAAUAUGUCCUCUCUUUGUCAACCAUAUUUGGUUCUUUGAUUUUGUCUUACAUGUGCAGGCAUGUAAGUCUGUGUUUCUCUGUCUCACCUGUGGACAGGUAUGUGUCUGACAAGGGUCCAGGUGAAUAUCGUUCUCUGUGCCAGCACAAACUCCUCACCUCCCUCCAUCUACCCUCCCCCACCUCCCGCCUCCAUCCCCCCUCCCAGCUUGAGUGGACAACCAAUCAGAGGAGAGGAAAGAUGGUGUUGGACAUACACACCUUCAACGGUGAGAGAAAUAGGGGGGUUAUAACAUGUAUAAGUCAUCUCUAUGUCAUGUCUGUCACUUUUUCUUUCUUAUGUUGUGGUUCCAUUUGCUCAGUGUAAUUAUGAUAUUUCACUUGGUUGGAGUGUUGGUGUUUGCAGCACCAGGGUUGUAAGUUUCAUUCCCUCGCUUUCUAUCUCUUCCAGAGGAAAAGAUUACAGCUGAGGUAGAGUCCUGGACCACAGGAGAGCAGCUGGCCUCAUGGCUGCUCCACUUCAGAGGGUUAUCUGACACUCCUCGGGGCUGGUCUGUGUCUCUGCUAGCUGAUGAGGGCUGGUCUGAUCUGGCUGGAUGUGACUUUGUCAUGGACCUGUUGGCUGGAGCAGAGACUGAUACAACACUGGGGACUGCACACACACACUCUGACUACCUGUUCAACAACGAGGGAAACCGGUGAGACUGGGGGGCACACACACAGAUAUGCACGCGCACGUAUGCAUUACAUGCACACACACACACACACACACACACACACAGGACCCCAACUUCACUCUCCCUCUCUCUUGCCAUUAGGAGGAUGACAACAGAUCUCGAUGGGUUCAUCCCCCCGGCCCCCUCCAUGCAGGCCCCUGGUCUCCCCCAGCAGGAAGGGGCCCCAUGGGAUCGCAGCGACUACCAGCCAUCAGAGGGUUCUCGUGGUCGUCAGAUGGAUGCCUAUCUGGAUGACCUCUUUGACCCAGUGCUGGACCAGGGACCAGGGGUCAGUGUUUUACCUGAGACAUACUUUUCCACAGCACCAUUCAACGUUAUAUCUAAUAGGAUGUGCUCUGUAACUGUCUUUACCUGUGAUUAUCUGUUACUGGUUGGAUUGUGUCUUCUGUUCCUUUGUCUUGGAUACAAGGCAAGGCCAGGGAUUGGGUAACUACAAUUUUGUUUAUCGUAUUACUGUAUGUGAUGUGUAGAUUGCAUAACAAAACGUUCUGCUGUUGUGUGUACUGUAUUACGUGUGUGUGUGUAGGACCGGGAGCGUAUGGCCAUGUUGAACAGGAGGAUGAGAGGAGGAGGAGGGAUGUAUGGAGCAGGUACUUUAUCUCUCUCUCUCUCUCUCUCUCUCUCUCUCUCUCUCUCUCUCUCUCUCUCUCUCUCUCUCUCUCUCUCUCUCUCUCUCUCUCUCUCUCUCUCUCUCUCUCUCUCUCUCUCUCUCUCUCUCUCUCUCUCUCUCUCUCUCUCUCUCCGUUUCUCUCAUUAUUAGGGCAAUGGGUUUUCAUUUUAAUGUUAAAUACAAUACCUGUGUUGCAGGUGUUCCAAUGACAAUGCCAGGUUAUUCUAUGGGUAAGUGAGGGGAGCAAUUUAAUUACACAAACAUUCUAAUCAUGCUUUAAAUAUUUUUCAUUCAGUCAUUUAUUUUUCUCUAUCCUGCACUAUUUUCCCACUAUUCUUCCUACAUUUCCAAAAUGUCCCAUCUUUUUUUGCCUCAGGAAUGCCUAUGAACCCUGCCAUGCAAGGCUACGGGGCUCAGAUGAUGCCAAGUAUGAUGCCAGCUGCUCCCAUGCCUAUGAUGCCAACCAUGAUGAUGCCCCAGCCAGCUGCACCAGCCGUGGACCCCCAGCAGAUAGCAGUGCAGCAGCAGGCUUUCAUCAACCAACAGGCCCUGCUCAUGGUAAGGACUGGGAGACACUGGGGGAAAACUGGGAACCCACAUGCCAGGGAAAACAAACCCACCAUAACCCUAUCCUUGUUCAACAGUUCUUAUGAUAUCACCACUUCUGUUCUAACAUGACCACCUAGUGACUGCCCUUCCUCUCUCUCCAUCCCUCUCUCUUUCUCCUCUCGCCCUCCCCUUCUAGGCCCAGCAGAUGACAAUGCAGGCCAUGACUAUGUCCCAGCAGCAGGCUCAGGAGCAGCAGCAGAGACAGCAGCAGAGACAGGAGCAGCAGCAGAGACAGGAGCAGAGACAGGAGCAGCAGGAGAGACAGCAGCAGAGGCGCCAGGCUAACCGAACUGUCACACCCCCCCCGCGCCCCAUCACCGCCACCCCCACCCCCACCCCCGGCACACACAAAUCCCCCCGCCCCAUCACCACUAUGCACUCCCAGCCAGAUGAAACCACAGCCACAGAUACAGCACCAUAUACCUGAGGUGUGUGGGAGGGAGGGAGGGGUGUGUUUGUUUGCUGCUCUGAUUGAUUAGUGUCCUUUAUGUACUUAGCCAUUGCAAAAAUGUGUAAUUUAAUUACAAAAGAAACCCAUUAAACAACAUUAACUUGCAAGCAGACUCAGAUGUAAUCAAAUCAAAUAAAUGUGUAUUUGUCACAUGCUUCAUAAACAACAGGUGUGGACUAACAGUGAAAUGCUUACUUAUCUGUAUCAUGUUUUAUGUGUAUAUCUGCUUUUCCAGCCGGAGAAGGAUGUGGACUUUGCCAGUCCAGACCAGCGCAAGUCUUUCAAUGAGAAGAGAGCGUUUUUCCAGAAGAUUGGUGAGUAGAGCUAAAUAAACCUACCAGAUACCUAUUCAACAUCUGAGAAUCUGAUGUUGAGAGUCUUGUCUUGAUUAACAACCAUCUGCCUGUGCUCUCAUUCACUCUGUCAGGUUCUCAGCCCAAGCCAGCAGCCAAACCGUUAAAGCCUCGCCCUGCUCCCAUCAGCCCCCCCAAACAGACCCGUUCCCGCUCCCCCUCCCCACCCCCAGCCCCCAGGACUUUGCAACCUCCCCCCUCUCCUCCUGCCAGAGACCCAGCCCCCCCCAGCCCCCCUGCCUCCCCGCCCCCGCCCACCACCAGCAUCCGUGACAUCAUCAAACAAUACCAGAGCCGCCCUGCCAGUGAUCCCAAACCCUACGAGCCCGUCAGGUCAGUGGGACAGUGGAUCCAUUUAAUUUCUCUCUAUUGGGUCUUGUACCAUCUAUGUACCAUAUACCAUCAACUUCCCCCUUGUCUCGCUCCUCUCCAGGGUUCCAGGCCUGUCGUUUGUGAAGAAGAAUGAUCCUAAAGAGGAGGCCUUGGCAAUCCUCAUGAAUAAAGGACCUGUACAACAGCAGAAGGUUAGAGCUUGGCUGGGGUUUACAAAGGGCCAGGAACACAAACUAGAAAUUCAUUCAUUCAUAAUUAAAGCCUCUAGUCUUACACUUCUCUCUCUUCUUCUCUCCUCUCCUCCCCUCCAGAGAAAGUGGGCCCCCCCCUCCCCCAGUCCAGAGGGAGCCCCCCCAAGCAUGGCAACCCUCUCCUCCUUCCACCAGAGGGCCUCGCUCAAUCUCCAACAGCAUGAAGCAGAAACAGCGUUCCCUGGCCGACCUCUUUGGCACACAGGGUCGUUCCAAGAACCUUCCGCUUGCUCCCCCAGAGUCCGCCCCUCCUUCUCCCCCAGCCAUCUAUGAAAGCUUGCCAGACCCUCCUGCCAAGGCUGCCCCCACACUCAGUAAGUACAACUACUUGAAAUGCAGGUGUUAAGGUACAGUAAAGGUACACAUGUUUGUGUUUACACUGUUUGCACUGCCUGUCCAGCCAUAGCCUCAGAUACACAUUCAUAACUCAUAUACUACAGUAAAAACUCCACAGAGAAGUAAAGUAACUCAUAUUGUUUGUGUUUGUCCUCCAUAGAUCUGCUGUCUAGGGAGGAGAGUGUUCGCUCACAGUUCCACAGGUUCUCUGCCAGCGUCUACUUUUCCUACUCUGCCAUGCCUGGCAAACUGUUCCUACGCAAAGAGGUGAGCUGGAACAGCAGGCGAGAACAUUAGAAUUGUCUGUAUUAUUCUACAUGUAAUGUGUUUGCAUUGUAGGUGAAUCCCUAUAAUCCCUCUGUGUGUGUUCAGGUAUUUUACCCCAGAGAGAGGUUCAACCACCCCUACAUCCUCAAACUCCUUUGUGAGCAGGUCAGUACUGGUUAUUUCCCUGUGGCCCUUUUUAUUCACUGGCUUAUACAUAUCACACCGUAUAUUACUAUAAAUCCAUGUUUAUGUUUCCCUUUCAGAUCAUGAGAGACACAUACUCUGACACCUGUGUGAGGAUCACCAGAGAGGAUAGGAGAAAAAUGAAGGAUUUACUAGGUGAGUCUAUUUGUCUUUUUUACCAGGUGAGUCAGUUGGUGGGUCCAGGUAAAAAUGAGUGUUCUGAUCCUCCAUUCUACUUUUUCCUUACGUUCUACCCCUACCUCCAUCUCUCUCCAGCCAGUUUCCAUGUGGGCACCAAUAUCAGCUCGGUUCAGGACGACACCAUGAAGAAGAGGAUAGUGAUGGCUGCCAGAGACAACUGGGAAAACUACUUCACACGACUGUUCCCUGUCAAAGUGAGUUAGCUUUCUCUCUCUCACUCUCUCUCUCUGACAGACAGACAGACUGACAGACAUACACACACUCAUCUCCCCUGUGUGUGUGUGUUGUAGGGUGGUACCAGCGGGGACACCCAGCUGUUGGGCGUGUCUCAUCGUGGGAUUCGUCUGAUGAAGGUGGCCAGAGCAUCAGGCAUAAACCCCAAACACCUGCGCCUGCUCCGCAGCUACAGGUACGCCUCAUCUUCAAUCACAAAACCUAAAUUAGAAUACAAAUACUUCUGAACUUUAGCCUUUGAAUUAUUAAGUGAGAAUAUACAUCUAGUGUGUGUGUGCAUGUCCGUAUAUGUUCUCCCUGUGUGUGUACCAUACGUGCUGUGGUUUUCUCUAUGUAGCUAUGCAGAGCUGCUGUCGGUGGAACUGCGGUCUGCAGACAUAGUGGAAUUCAGUCUAAAGGGAGAACAGCUGCAGCUGCAGAGCAACAGGGCUGCACAGAUUACUGCCAUGGUCAGCGUGUUCCACCAAGAACUCAUCAAUGUAACCACCCUCCUCUUCUUCAUCUUAUAUCAUACAAAUAAUUGUAUACAUAUAUUUCCUGGUACACUAAAUCUUACUGUGUAUAUUAUCUUUGUUGUGUCUAACAUCCUAUCAAACCUUCUCAGGGCUCGGAUCAUAUGAUUGCUCUGAAGAGCUUUGUGACCGACGACAAGAGCCUGCUCAACUUCCGCAAGGGUGACAUCAUCAAACUGCUGCCCAUGGAUGGCCUCCAGCCAGGUGAGGUCAUCACACUGACCUUUGACCUCUCCUUCUCUUUUUCUCUCUGUCUCUCUCUUUCCCCACUCUUUCUCUCUCUCUCUUUCUCUCCCGCUCUCUCUCUCUGUGACUGUCCUAACCCUGCACUCUUCUUCUCUCUCAGGUUGGUGUUUCGGUUCCAUUGGGGGGCGCUCCGGUCUCUUCCCCAUCGAUGUCACUCAGCCGUCUGCCCCUCCUGACUACCACCACGUCCACCUUGACCGCCUCGACGAGAGGAGGAAGAGCAUGAGAGCUCCCAAGCCCCCCGCUGCCACCAGACCCCCAGCUUCCAGGCGCACUCUCCACACCGGCUCAGCACCGCCCAACCGAGAGGGCUCCAUGCUGGGGUCAGCUCAUACGGUCAAAUUAUCGGUCCAGGGCUCGGUCCAGGACGGUGAGAUGAGGGAGGUGCAGACGUUCCUGAUGACAGAGUUUGCCAUGAAACACUUCAGAGACACUGCUACCAGGUGAGAAGGGUAACAAGGUUAUACAAUGUAUGUAAUCCUAUAUUUUCCUGAGUGUAACAACUGUCUUCCAUAACUACAUAUACUUACCUCUCUUUCUCCUUAUGUACUUUCUCUCGGACUCUCUCUUCCUUGCUCCAUCUCUCUCCCUCUUUCAUAAUCACCCCUCCUUCGUUUUUCUCCCUUUGUCUCUCUAUCACAGAAUGGAGGUUAGAGGUCUGCCUAAUGGAGGUAGAAACUUCUCAGAGAUUCUUCAGCACACAGAGGUUCCUAUUCAGGAAUCCCUCAUCCUGUACAAUGAUCCUGAGCUCAAUGGCCUGGCUGUCCAGGCCUUCCUGAGUGAGUCCACAUACUCACACACACACAGUCCCACACACACACACACAUGCACACCAGUGGAGGCUGCUGAUUGGAGGACUGCUCAUAAUAAUGGAUUGAACGGAGCGAAUGGAAUGGCAUCAAACACACGGAAACCAUGUGUUUGAUGUUGUUAAUACCAUUCCACUGAUUCCGCUCCAGCCAUUACCACGUGCCCGUCCUCCCCAAUUAAGGUGCCACCAACGUCCUGUGACGCACACACACACUAUUUAUGUGUACAUUGCAUCUCUUCAUCUCAAUUUUCCCCUUUCCCACUUCUCUUUCGCUCUCUGAAGGUUUAAUGCAGUUCAUGGGAGACCAGCCUCUCGGGAAGCACAAGUCUGAGGGAGACUGUGUCAGACAUGUCUUGAUGGUGAGUCUCUCCCAUUACAUACACAUAGCUCACACACAAACACCAUCGCUCACCUUACACUCCUUAUGAGGAUACAGCUGCUUGAAUGGAAUCAUGUAGUAAUGUCUAUCCAUUGUGUUUGUGUGUUCAGUUAGGGAAAGAGAAGGAGUUCCUGAGAGAUGAGAUUUACUGCCAGUUGAUCAAACAGACCACAAACAACACACACAGGUGAGUAGCUGGCAGAUUGUGUAUAAACCUUUACCUGUGAAUAGUGUACAGAGGGUCAAUUCCUAACUUGUGUGUGUUAUACAGGGAGAGCUGUACCCGAGGUUGGCGUCUGUUGAACCUGGUAGCAGGGUUCUUCCCCUGCUCUGGCACUCUGAACCGCUACGUCACAUGCCUUCUACAAAACAUCAGCCAAGACCCCACACACCUCUACCAAGGUACACACACACACACACAGCCCUGCACCCCUCACACAUUGGCCAUGCCCCCAAAGAGAUCCCUUAAAACGUGUAUCUGCAUCUGUUACCCCAGAGCUUUUCUGUAUCUAAUGCAAUUAUGUCUAUCCUCUAUCUCAGAGCUGUCUCAAAACUGUAAGGACAAUCUGUUCCAGUCUCUGAUCCACGGAGGGCGCAGACACAUCCCCUCUCACGCAGAGAUGGAAGCCAUACUGGUAAGACAUGGAUCCACAUGAGUGUGGAAAUCUUUUUUAAUGUAAGAUAAGCAGUACAGCUAUCGCUGUGUGUGUGUUGUUCUCUGCAGGCUGGCAGACAUUCUCGUCGGUUCCCCAUCAAGCUGCCAGGUGGAGUGGAGUUCCUCUGUAAGAUACGCAGCUUCAGCGUAAGUCAAGUCUCCUUCACUUUACUUUUCUACUUUCCCCUCCUCCCUUUAAUUAUCAUUAUGAUAAAGAUUGACUCUUUGUACCCAGGUCGCUCUGGAGGUGGUGGAAGAGCUGUGUACAGAGAUGGGCAUCCAGGACCCGUCAGAAGUUAAGGAGUUCUCUAUCCAUGCCAGCCGGGACAAGGGUAGGUGGACAAACAGACAUGCUAUAGCUAUUAACCCAAAUUACUCCCCAAAACCGUUUACCUGCAAUGCACAAAAGGUUAAUAAAUAUGAAUUGUGUGACAGCAAAACUAAGAAAAUCAUAGAGGUUUUGUAUGACUGUCUCUCUUCUUCUCUUUUCAUCCCUUCCUUAUCACUACCUCCCUCCUGCCUCUCUUCUUCCUCUCCUCCAUCAGAUGAGCUGGUGCGGCCUCUCCACCCUGAUGAGUACCUGUUUGACUUCCUAUUGGAUGAUGGCUCCAUCUUCCUGUCCUUCCACCGUGUCAUGUGGACACACCCACUUCACUUCGACAACGACCUCUACCUGGAGUUCCACUUCCAACAGGUACCAUUGUAACGACCCCUAGAGUUCUGUUAUAACCAUUGAAACCACCUUGAGUUAUGUCAGGCCCUAGUGACAACCCUUCUGUCCCUGUAGAUGAAUUAACACCAUCUGUCCCUCCCUGUCUGUUGCCUGCAGGUCCUGGGUAACUACCUGGAUGGCAAACUGCUGCUGCCAGGCAGUGGUGCCAAUGUCGUCCAGCAGAUGGCAGAGCUGGCUGUCCUGCAGCACCUGGCACAGGGCCUCACUCAAGAGCCAUCUGUGUGAGUACUACCCUUAACCCCUAUACCCUAACCCCUAGCCUUUAGCCCCUACACUCUGCAGCACCUGGCCCAGUGCCUCACUCAGCAGCUCUGUUGUUUUCAGACCGGACAUAAGUGAUUAUUCUCUCUGUCCUAUGUUAAGAGUGAUAGAGUUACUGAUAGUUGUCUCUCUCUUCUGUCCCUGUCAGGCCUGAACUGAAGGAGUACCUCCCCCGACAGGAAGGGGGCAGCACCAACCUGGAGCAGAUCCAAUCGAUCUCCUUCAGAGAGAUGACCGCCAAGCUGUCCCUCAGCCCCCACGACGCCAAAUCCCGCUUCCUCGGUGAGGCACACACACACACAGCACACACACAGCACACACACAGCACACACACACUUUUAUUUUCGCCUUGGUUGCUGUGAUGAACUUUGUGAUAAAUGUAUUUGUAAAUAGAUAAUGCAUUAUAGAUACAGUAUCUAUAAUGCUGUAUGAAUAGAAUUGUAUUGAUUGAUUUGCUCCCUCUAUCCCCAGAAUGCCUGAGCUCCCUGCCUCUGUUCGGCUCUAAUAUCUUCCUGGCUCAGAAGGUCAGCCAUCGCAGCUGCCCCUCGCCUUGCCUGGUGGCUGUCAACCAAGAAGGGGUGUUGUUCUGCCAUCCCAAUAUGCAGGUACUGCAUUUACACCCAAAAACACCACUAUGUUUGGGACACCCCAAACAUAGGAAAUGCAGGCACCGUGUUUCCCUAAAAAAGGGUGAACUGAUCGAUCAUGACUGAUUAUAUGGAUCUAUGGCUUUUAUAGAUGUCUGCUAUUAUUAAUUAUUUAUUAUAAUUUUCCUGUGUUAUUCAGGAGCCGAUAUUUGUGAUCCCAUUGGUGGAAGUGCAGUCACUGCGCUCAGUUAAACCAAAGAAAGACAAGAAGGUGCCUGGAGUGGAGAUCAACUAUGGCAACCCAGGACUCCUAAAAACCAUCACCAUCCACCUCAAACAGGUGAAGUACAAUACACAGCAGUGAACGACGGGGCCACCAACCCCCGGUUCUGUGUACAGCUAGAACAAAAAGCUGAACACCCCGUAGCUUUCCAGGAACAAAGGUUGGUGACCAAUGGUGGAUGGGUUUGUUCUUUAGUGUCCGUAAAGUGUAAGGUUACACAGUGAAAGGGAUAUGGUCACUAAGGGCAAUGCACAUUACACACACAUGCUACAUGGGGGAUAAGAUUUCAAGAAGACACAUAAACCGUCAUUGCUUGGCUACGCUCAGAGGCGUCAUGCGAAUAAGGGGGCACGUGCUCCUUCAGAUUUGUCAUGUCAUCUUUUUUUAUUGUUGUUUCUCUGUAAUACUACUAGCCACCUAGCAAUUUUAUGAAGUUGGCUUUAGCUAGCCUUAAUAGGUUCCCAAACUCAUAACUAGCUACCAAGAUAUUUCAGGCUAUCAAUCAACUUAGAGUAGCUAGCUUGUCUAACUAUCUUAGCAACCAAUUACUAAAUGUACUGAAUCUGACUCACAAUCCUUUCAAGAUUUUACCCAGAUUUUAGCAGAGAUGCAGAGAAGCAUAUUUAGUUUAUUUAAAAGGAUUGCCACCAACCAGGAGGAUACAGACAGCUCAAGAGGAAUGUUUAGAUAUGCAGAAGAAUAAACAUAUAUUUUUUUUUACAUAGAAUUAAGCAUAAUGAUUAUGGCUCUAGAUUGCAGGAAAAAGCUGCUUCGGGUGUUUGAAAAAUGCAAAAUUCUCAAAUUUACGGACCUAGCCCCCCUCUGGAACACCCCCCAGCCAUCCUCACAUACUUUGUGCCCCGUCAGAUUUUGAGGUGCAUGACGCCCCUGGCUACACUGAUACCUUUAGUCAAAGCAACUUCCGCAAUAGUCAACUGAUGGGAAAUUGAAAUAAUGUAUUCAAAUAAAGUGAAUUGCUCAAAGGCAUGACAAAACUAUGCAAUACAGUACUGUCAUUGAUAAAGUCUGCAUUUCAUUAAUGUAUGUGUGUGUGUGUCCUCUGCCCUACAGGCCAAGAAGCUGUGCCACAUCCUUGCUGUCAUCAUGGAGGAGCUGGUGAGACCACCCAUCAAUAGCUCUGUCUCCAGCCACAACCACUAGACACACACACACACACACAC
Coregonus sp. 'balchen' is the source of this 11141-nucleotide messenger RNA. NCBI's taxonomy places the organism in Eukaryota, Metazoa, Chordata, Actinopteri, Salmoniformes, Salmonidae. The record is from the annotation of a GenBank genome assembly.